Molecule: messenger RNA, 393 nt
Organism: Mesorhabditis belari
Lineage: Eukaryota; Metazoa; Nematoda; Chromadorea; Rhabditida; Rhabditidae
Source: the annotation of a GenBank genome assembly
AUGUUCCAAGAAAAAUCAGGCUUUAAAGUGUCGCCUGAAUUCACAAAAAGCUUCAACUCGACCCCAUUUCACAGUCCAUUGUCACGAAAGGCUCGAAAUUUGGCUGCUUCACAAGAUGAUGAAAAACAAGCAGUUGACCUGUUGAAGAUUUGCCGGGCUAAUGAGGAGAGGUUGACGCUUCUCAUCGACAGCAAAAGUGAUUGUGAAGUCUUCAAACAAAAUCUGACCAUCUGUGUGGCCAAUAACAAGGCGCUAAAGGAGGAGAAACUCACAGUCGAUGCUGAGCACAAAAAAGCAAUAACACUUAUUGGGAGAUUGGAAACAGAAAAAAGUACAACAGAAGAUCAACUUGUUAAAACAAAGAAAAAAGUUGUGCUCCUGGAGUCGGAAAAG